Messenger RNA from Hyposmocoma kahamanoa, 1741 nucleotides. RefSeq names its product palmitoyltransferase ZDHHC6. The transcript is spliced from 8 exons. Gene Ontology annotation, molecular function: palmitoyltransferase activity; protein binding. The record is from RefSeq and is a predicted model, not a curated record. Lineage: Eukaryota; Metazoa; Arthropoda; Insecta; Lepidoptera; Cosmopterigidae. Gene Ontology annotation, biological process: protein palmitoylation. Bases 55 to 1182 code for a protein of 375 amino acids. Gene Ontology annotation, cellular component: Golgi apparatus.
UAAUUGACAUAAUUUUUAGUAUCAUAGUAGUUCUAUUAGUUAUAAGUUUUUAAAAUGGGUGCAAGUCCGUUUCGCCGCCUGCUUCACUGGGGGCCAAUCGCAGUUUUAUGUAUAAUAAAAUUAAUAACAUGGGCGAUGGUACACGUUAUUGGCAUGUGGUGGCCGCCCCGGACCUCUAUAGCCGCGAUGACACAUUCCGCCGUCUUUUUGAGCAUGGCCUCUGUAACCUUAUAUUAUUUCCUCGAUUCUUUACUAGAAGGGCCUGGGUUUGUGCCUCUUGGAUGGAAACCAGAUAGUGAAGAGGACACUAAAUAUUUACAGUUCUGCACAGUUUGCAAAGGAUUCAAAGCACCUAGGUCACACCACUGCAGAAAAUGUGGUCGAUGUGUAAAAAAGAUGGAUCAUCACUGCCCAUGGAUCAACUGCUGUGUGGGCCACAACAAUCAUGGAUUCUUUACUCUUUUUCUCAUAUAUGCAGUAGCUGGAUGUCUACAUGCGUCUAUUGUCCUCAUAAUAUGCGUAUACCAUGCCCUAAACCGCGUCUGGUACGUGCAUCAUGGUACAGGCGAAGAACCUAUGAUACACCUUACACUCACCACAUUGCUGUUGAUACUGUUAGCCAUUGGCAUGGCUGUGGGUGUCGUUCUUGCCGUUAGCGUUCUGCUUUACUUCCAGUUGCGAGGUAUCGCCCAAAAUAAAACGACAAUAGAAGAAUGGAUAAUGGAGAAAGCUGUUGGAAGACGACUGGAGCUGGGUCUACCUCCUUUCAUAUACCCGUACGACCUUGGUUGGAAAAAGAACUUCAAAUUUAUGAUGUUUGACACGCAGUGUGACGGCCUGCGGUGGCCUGUUAGGGAUGGCUGUGGGCAAUACGAUUUAACAAUAGAACAAGUAGCACAAAAAGAAGACAAGCGUCUCCGGUCUCGGCUAUAUACUGCGACGAAGGAGUACUCAGGGCGGUGGGUGCCGCUGUGGACGCGGCCGCGUGCGGCACUUGCUGCGCCGUGCACUGACGAGGCGAGAUUGCCGCUGCAGCCCGGUGACGUCAUUAGAGCCACGCGGCAGAAGAAACAUUGGCUGUUCGGCGAGAAGCUACUCGGCGGCGGCGACGGGUGCCGCGGCCCACGUGGCUGGUUCCCGCGCGACUCCGUCGUGCCCACAGACAAGCUCAAGAACAACUAAUCCGUGCUUAUUGCCAUGUGUUACGGUAUUUGAAUCACUCUAUUUUUCCUGCAAUCAACGUGCUAAAAAUGUAUAUGAAAAUCGUAGUUCGAUAUCUGAACUAGACACCAGAGUUGAUGUCAUUGUGGGGGAUUAGGGUUGUGACGUCACAGACAAGUAUAGCCAGUUUUUUCUGAAUGAAUUUUUAAUGAAUUUUUUACAACCCAUUUAUGCAUACAUAUGUUGUAAUGCGAAUAAAAAAACGUAUAAUGUUUCGAAAAUCCUAUUUAUACAUUUUUUUUAGGAAUUGUAAAAAACUGCCAAAAUAUAUUAUAUAGUUGCAAUAUCGGUUACCAGAGGGGGCUCGUGGAAGAUUAGACUGGGAGUUCACUUACCUAUACAUAUUUGAAAUGAAAAAUGAAACACUUCAGAUUGUUCCAUUUGAAACAAUGCCACUAAACAAUCAGAUCAAAAUUCAUAUCAGAAAUCAGAAACAUUUAUUGUGUGAAUUGGUAAAAUACAAGUGAUUAGAUCCACAAUUCUUACCCAAGUCAGGCGUACAAUGUCUUAAAAUUACAAU